Manihot esculenta (cassava) is the source of this 2612-nucleotide messenger RNA. Its product is annotated as glucomannan 4-beta-mannosyltransferase 2. Bases 484 to 2106 code for a protein of 540 amino acids. Gene Ontology annotation, molecular function: mannan synthase activity. The transcript is spliced from 9 exons. Gene Ontology annotation, cellular component: Golgi apparatus. The record is from RefSeq and is a predicted model, not a curated record. NCBI's taxonomy places the organism in Eukaryota, Viridiplantae, Streptophyta, Magnoliopsida, Malpighiales, Euphorbiaceae.
UUUAUCUAUUGCCCUUCUCUUUCACAUACAAAUCACAGCCAUUUCUCUCUCUCUCUCUCUCUCUCUCUCUCCCUCUUCCUCUGCCUGUCUCUGGUUCAUUUUGCUAAAAGAAACAGAAGUAUUGGCUGGGACAGAUUGUGAGAGAGGAGGCUCUGAAAGAGUUGGAAAGUAGAGAUGUUUUUUUAUUUCCUUUUCUAGGAAAAAAAAGGAGAGAAGAAAGAAAUGGAGAGACCUGAAUUGGGCUUCACUAUUCUUACGCCUGUUUCUGUGUUACUUUAGGGUUUUUACCAGUUAUACAAACAACCAUUUUCAUCUACAUUGUUAACAAUUCAAUACCCAUAUCAGAAACAGAUCUACUUUGUCUUGUUUUUGUACUCACCUUUGUUUGUUUGUUAGUGAAUUUAGCUUACUUAUCAUCAUCACCUCAUCUCCUAGUUUCCUCUGUUUUUAUUCUGCUCUGCUCUGUUUUAAAGAAAAACAGAAAUGGCUGAAGAUUCACCAAAAUUCAUUAUACCAGAAUCAUUCCAGGUGUCCAGCGAUGACAUUGGAGCCCAAAUUGGACUCAUAUGGGAGCUAAUCAAAGCUCCAUUGAUAGUUCCUCUAUUGAAACUUGGUGUUUAUAUCUGCUUAACUAUGUCACUCAUGCUUUUCAUGGAGAGGCUUUACAUGGGUAUUGUUAUAAUCCUUGUUAAGCUUUUCUGGAAGAAACCUGAAAAACGUUACAAGUGGGAACCUCUGCAAGAAGAUUUGGAAUCAGGCAAUUCGAAUUUUCCAGUUGUUCUUGUUCAAAUCCCAAUGUUCAAUGAAAGAGAGGUUUAUAAGCUCUCAAUUGGGGCAGCUUCUAAUCUUUCUUGGCCAGCAGAUCGUCUGGUGAUCCAAGUCCUCGAUGAUUCAACCGACCCAGAAAUCAAGCAAAUGGUGGAGCUAGAGUGCCAGAGAUGGGCAAGCAAAGGAAUAAACAUAAGAUACCAAAUCAGAGAAAAUAGAGUUGGUUAUAAAGCUGGGGCUUUAAAAGAAGGGCUUAAGAGAAGCUACGUUAAACACUGUGAAUACGUGGCUAUUUUUGAUGCUGAUUUCCAGCCAGAGCCUGACUAUCUCAGACGAGCCAUUCCUUUCUUGGUUCACAAUCCUGACAUUGCUCUUGUUCAAGGUCGCUGGAGAUUUGUGAAUGCAGAUGAAUGCCUAUUGACAAGGAUGCAAGAGAUGUCAUUGGAUUACCAUUUCACUGUGGAGCAAGAAGUUGGGUCAUCAACUCAUGCAUUCUUUGGCUUCAAUGGCACUGCUGGGGUAUGGAGGAUUGCUGCAAUUAAUGAGGCUGGUGGGUGGAAGGACAGAACCACCGUGGAAGAUAUGGAUCUUGCCGUCCGAGCGAGUCUCAGGGGAUGGAAAUUUGUUUACCUUGGUGACCUGCAGGUGAAAAGUGAACUUCCUAGCACUUUCAAGGCCUUCAGGUUCCAGCAGCACAGAUGGUCCUGUGGUCCUGCCAAUCUGUUCAGGAAAAUGGUGAUGGAAAUAGUUAGAAAUAAGAAAGUGAGAUUCUGGAAGAAAGUCUAUGUAAUCUACAGCUUCUUCUUUGUUCGCAAGCUCAUUGCUCAUAUGGUCACCUUCUGGUUCUACUGUGUUGUUCUUCCAUUGACCAUUUUGGUUCCUGAGGUUGAAGUUCCAAUCUGGGGAGCUGUUUACAUCCCUUCCAUUAUUACCAUUCUCAAUUCAGUAGGAACUCCAAGGUCAAUUCACUUACUGUUCUAUUGGAUCUUGUUCGAAAAUGUGAUGUCCUUUCAUCGAACAAAGGCGACAUUUAUCGGUCUGCUAGAAGCAGGAAGAGCUAAUGAGUGGGUUGUCACUGAAAAACUUGGAAAUACACUUCAGAAAAAUGCUGAUGCUUCCAAGAACAAGACCAAUGUUAAAACGAUUAAACGACCUCGUUUCAAAUUCACUGAUAGGCUCAACACAUUGGAGCUGGGAUUUGCAGCAUUCCUUUUCUUGUGUGGAUGUUACGACUUUGUCCAUGGCAAGAACAACUACUUUGUAUACCUUUUCCUCCAAACAAUUACCUUCUUUAUCACCGGAAUCGGCUACGUUGGUACCAUCAUCCCCAGCUCUUAGCAGCAGCAACAGGAGAAGCUAGUAAAACGGAAGAAUCCGAGCAGCCGAUUUCGUGUUUUUGAUGUUUGUGUUUAUGUUUUUUUAGUCAUCUGCAAGUGCAACACAAUAUAUAAGUGGGGAUAUAUCAGCAACAAUUGAUUGUAAUUCCAGCAAUUUCAGCUCAUUUAAGAAAAAAUAGGUCAUUCUAUGCAUGAUUGGCAUCAGAAGUCAAUAUUCAUGCCACCCUGGAAAAUGUUAAACCUGAAUCAUUCAAGUGAAAGUAGAAGGAAAAAGAAAAAAAAAAAAAAAUACUAGAAGAGAAAAUGCUGAUGUUUUUGCUUAUAGUCAAGGACAAAGAAGCAGCAGAAACAGCAUAUCCUUUAGGCAACAGUAAUGAUAUUUCAUUUAAUUAAAUAGAUUGCUUGUAAUUGUGAGGUUUUGUCUUUUUUUGUUCUCCAAUUGUUAAUUUUCAAUAGUUGAAAUUAAAGGGUGUAUUUGUAAUAAAAAUUUAUUAUUUCUACAUUUCA